AAAAGUAGCCACUGAAGAGAGAAAGAAAGUGUAUUAUUACAGUGAUAGAUUUAAGGGUUUUAAGAAUUCAGAAUCGUUUAGUUCCAAUGGCGGCGUCAAUAUCUUCCUUCAGAAUCAGCAAUCUCUUCUUCUCUCUCUCGUUCAAUGGACCAUCAUCAUCAUCUGCCUCCUCUUCUUCACGGUCAUCUGCGCCCUCACUCUGUUUCUGCAAACCCCACGCUUCUACCUAUUAUGCACCCGCCGCACUUGUACGCUGCUCUUCUUCUUCUUCUUCCGAGUUUGGUUCCUCCUUCGAGCCCCCAAAUCAAAAUCAAAGGCAUGUACCUUCUAUAUCUCCAUUUGGCGUCACAAUGGAUGAACAUGUAAGGACGAAACCAUCAUAUAGAUGGCGUAGGGUGUUGCUUAAAGUGAGCGGAGAGGCGCUUGCAGGAGAUCAAACACAAAAUAUUGACCCAAAGGUGACAAUGUCCAUAGCAAGGGAGGUUGCAGCAGUGACUCGACUUGGCGUUGAGGUUGCAGUAGUUGUUGGUGGUGGAAAUAUCUUCCGAGGAUCUGCUUGGGCUGGAAGUAGUGGCCUUGACAGGUCAUCAGCCGAUUAUAUCGGAAUGUUGGCAACUGUUAUGAAUGCAAUAUUUCUACAAGCAACGAUGGAGAGCAUUGGCAUCCCAACGAGGGUCCAGACUGCUUUUCGUAUGUCCGAAGUUGCUGAACCUUAUAUAAGAAGACGUGCUGUUAGACAUUUAGAAAAAGGAAGGGUGGUCAUCUUUGCAGCUGGAACUGGAAACCCCUUCUUCACAACAGAUACUGCUGCUGCCCUUCGUUGUGCAGAGAUUAAUGCUGAGGUAGUGCUGAAAGCUACAAAUGUGGAUGGUGUAUAUGACAAAGAUCCAAGACAUAACCCGAAAGCUUCUCUUCUACACACAGUAACUUAUCAAGAGGUCAUGUCAAAGGAUCUUUCAGUAAUGGACAUGACUGCAAUUACUCUCUGCCAAGAGAACAACAUUCCGGUUGUUGUCUUCAAUCUUAACAAACCGGGCAAUAUUUCAAAGGCAAUCAUAGGAGAACGGGUUGGCACAUUGAUUGGUGGAAAAUGCGAGCAAGAAGCCACAUCAUUCGAUAGGGAGCAUCCCCUUUGGUGAGAGCUCUAGAUAGAUAGAUACGUUUGUUGUUUUGGUAAUACUCUACUAUUAUUAUUAUUAUUAUGAAGAAAAUGAUAUUCGAUAUAGGCACUACUUCCCCCCACCGUUAGUUAAUUUUGUAGUUGAAGAGCAUGUUUUAGGGUUUAGGGAUCAUUCAAUUGGGUCAAUAGUGAAAACCUAUAUUUUGAACCUAAAUGUGUUAAGAAGAUUGUAUUUAUAAGAGAGGCUAAAAUAUUGUUAUUAUUGAAAACUUAUAUAUA
Molecule: messenger RNA, 1399 nt
Organism: Impatiens glandulifera
Lineage: Eukaryota; Viridiplantae; Streptophyta; Magnoliopsida; Ericales; Balsaminaceae
Product: uridylate kinase
Exons: 7
Coding region: 87-1139 (350 amino acids)
Biological process (GO): UDP biosynthetic process
Cellular component (GO): cytoplasm
Molecular function (GO): UMP kinase activity
Source: RefSeq, a predicted model, not a curated record